UUGUACACCAAUAAAAUUAUACGACCGUUAAACUUCAUGCCCUCAAACCGGCAUAACCAAAAAGCUCAAACCAAAAAAACCCGAACAGAUCUGUCAGUGUCACUUAACAAUUCCGUUCCUUGUUCUCGCAACACGGAGAAUCCUCCAAAUGAUUCCAAUUGAGUCGGAGAACGGCGUCGAAGGAGACGACGAGAGAGAAGUCGACGAAGAGGAAGAGGAAGAGGAGGAGAAGGAGGAGGAAGAAGAGGAUGAGGAGGAGCCGAGGCUCAAGUACCUGAGAAUGGGAGGCAGCGUUCCCUCGCUUUUAGCGAGUGAUGCUGCUUCGUGCAUCGCUGUCGCUGAGCGCAUGAUCGCCCUUGGGACGCUCGAUUGCAAGGUCCACAUCCUUGAUUUUCUCGGGAAUCAGGGAUGCUGAGGAUCAUAUUACUUGGCUUCUUCAACAUGGAUGGCAUGAAAAGGUUUUAGCAGCAGUUGAAGCAGGUCAAGGACAGAGUGAACUCCUUGACUAGGUGGGUUCAGAUACCUUGAUCAUUUGAUUGUAGAAAGGAAAUAUUCUGAGGCUGCAUCUUUGUGUCCCAAAUUGUUGCGAGGGUCUGCUUUGCAUGGGAGAGAUGGGUUUUUCAUUUUGCUCAUCUCCGUCAACUUCCUGUAUUGGUUCCAUACAUGCCGUCAGAUAACCCCAGACUUCGUGAUACAUCUUAUGAGGUUUUGGGACAAAGAUGCGUGUGUAAAUGGUGGAUGUAUGUAUGUGUCUGUAUGCAUAUGAAGAUGUAUCACUAUACAAUUCAUGUGUUUUACUUUCAUUUUCUUAUGAAGGCAAAUGGGGUGCCAUUGUUUGUUGUGAAACAGGUUGCUUUUGUAGCGCUGGCUACAGAUCCAUCUCUCCAUAAGGAUCUUUUAUCAACUGUUAAAUCUUGGCCACCUGUCAUAUAUUCUGCAUUUCCUGUUAUAUCUGCCAUAGAACCCCAGCUGAAUACUUCAUCCAUGACUGAUUCCCUAAAAGAGGCACUAUCAGAGCUCUAUGUAAUUGAUGGGCAGUAUGGAAAGCUUUUUCGCUCUUCGCUGAUGGAAGUAUUUGAUGCAGAUCCUUUCUCACCAACUGAUGAAGCCAGAUAUCUUUGACUUCGUGGAAAAGCAUAACUUACGUGAUUCUAUUCAUGAAAAGGGACUGGAGCCACUUCCGAGGAAGCUGGGCUAGAUUAUGACUAUAAGGAUGAGGACGAGGACGA
Messenger RNA from Tripterygium wilfordii, 1229 nucleotides. RefSeq names its product vacuolar protein sorting-associated protein 41 homolog. The coding region runs from base 664 to 1122 and encodes 152 amino acids. The transcript is spliced from 7 exons. The record is from RefSeq and is a predicted model, not a curated record. Lineage: Eukaryota; Viridiplantae; Streptophyta; Magnoliopsida; Celastrales; Celastraceae.